Ixodes scapularis (black-legged tick) is the source of this 483-nucleotide messenger RNA. RefSeq lists its product as uncharacterized. The transcript is spliced from 3 exons. Gene Ontology annotation, molecular function: sequence-specific DNA binding. The record is from RefSeq and is a predicted model, not a curated record. Bases 1 to 483 code for a protein of 160 amino acids. Lineage: Eukaryota; Metazoa; Arthropoda; Arachnida; Ixodida; Ixodidae.
AUGGACGACCGCAAUGGGAGAAGGAAAGCGCGUCCCGCGGGCAAGACGUGCUCAGUUGUAGGAUGUAAAAACUGUAGCGGCGAUAUUCACGCCUGGAAUCGCUCUGUGUGCUCUGAACACGCCCCGCUCACGCAUAUGGACUGCCCGUGCUUGGUGCCUCUGUCAAUGCACCGGUUUCCAAAUGGAACGAAAAAUGAAGAACGCCGUCGACAGUGGCUGGCGAACCUCGAAAGGAAGAACUUCAACCCCGGUAAAAAUGCGAUGAUUUGCUCAAUCCACUUUCCUGACGGGAGGCCGACCUCCCUGAACCCUUAUCCGACCCAGCAUCUGGGAAAGGAAAAUAAGGAGCACAAGAUGCCAGGGAGUCCCCUGUGGGACUACUCCCGGUUGUCCUCGAUGUUGAGGACACCAUUGAUAGUCCUAACCCUGCGAGUUCACAUAGGACCUACAGCAUGCUUAACCGCACUGAGGCUCUUUGUUUGA